Molecule: messenger RNA, 1268 nt
Organism: Cygnus olor (mute swan)
Lineage: Eukaryota; Metazoa; Chordata; Aves; Anseriformes; Anatidae
Product: voltage-dependent L-type calcium channel subunit alpha-1F-like
Exons: 10
Biological process (GO): calcium ion import across plasma membrane
Cellular component (GO): membrane; voltage-gated calcium channel complex
Molecular function (GO): high voltage-gated calcium channel activity
Source: RefSeq, a predicted model, not a curated record
ACACCGGGGUCCCUGCAGGCGACGAGGAGGCCGGGGGGGAGCGGGACAGCCUGGGGGGGGCGCGGCUGGAGAGCCUGGAGGAGCCCCCCAAGAACAAGGUGGCGCCGAUCCCCGAGGGCAGCGCCUUCUUCCUGCUGGGCCGCACCAACCCGUUGCGGGUGCGGUGCCACGCCCUCAUCCACCACCACGUCUUCACCAACCUCAUCCUCGUCUUCAUCAUCCUCAGCAGCGUCUCGCUGGCCGCCGAGGACCCCGUGCGCGCCCACUCGCCCCGCAACCACAUCCUGGGCUACUUCGACUACGCCUUCACCUCCAUCUUCACCGUGGAGAUCCUGCUCAAGAUGACGGCCUUCGGCGCCUUCCUGCACAAAGGCUCCUUCUGCCGCAACUGGUUCAACCUCCUCGACCUGCUGGUGGUCGGCGUCUCCCUCGUCUCUUUCGGCAUCCACUCCAGCGCCAUCUCGGUGGUGAAGAUCCUGCGCGUGCUGCGCGUCCUGCGGCCCCUGCGAGCCAUCAACCGCGCCAAGGGCCUCAAGCACGUGGUGCAGUGCGUCUUCGUGGCCAUCCGCACCAUCGGCAACAUCAUGAUCGUCACCACGCUGCUGCAGUUCAUGUUCGCCUGCAUCGGGGUGCAGCUCUUCAAGGGGAAGUUCUACAGCUGCACCGACGAGGCCAAGCACACGCCUGGGGAGUGCAAGGGCACCUUCCUGGUGUACAAGGACGGGGACGUGUCGCACCCCUCGGUGCGGGAGCGCCUGUGGCACAACAGCGACUUCAACUUCGACAACGUGCUGGCGGGGAUGAUGGCGCUCUUCACCGUCUCCACCUUCGAGGGGUGGCCCGCGCUGCUGUACAAGGCCAUCGACGCCAACGCGGAGGACCAGGGCCCCAUCUACAACUACCGGGUGGAGAUCUCCAUCUUCUUCAUCGUCUACAUCAUCGUCAUCGCCUUCUUCAUGAUGAACAUCUUCGUCGGCUUCGUCAUCAUCACCUUCCGCGCCCAGGGCGAGAGCGAGUACCGCAACUGCGAGCUGGACAAGAACCAGCGGCAGUGCGUGGAGUACGCGCUGAAGGCGCAGCCGCUGCGGCGCUACAUCCCCAAGAACCGCAGCCAGUACCGCGUCUGGGCCAUGGUCAACUCCACCGCCUUCGAGUACAUCAUGUUCGUCCUCAUCCUCCUCAACACCAUCGCCCUGGCCGUGCAGGUUCGGGGCGGGGGGGGGCGUUUUGGGGUCGGUGGGGGGGCGUUUUGGGGUCUGUGGGGGGCG